This is a messenger RNA of Funneliformis geosporum, 723 nucleotides long. The record is from the annotation of a GenBank genome assembly. NCBI's taxonomy places the organism in Eukaryota, Fungi, Glomeromycota, Glomeromycetes, Glomerales, Glomeraceae.
AUGGGUGAAAAUUUUGCAAAAACCAAGACAAUUGAACGAAUGCCAGUAUCUGCUGGAAUGAAUGGAGUUCCAAUUGAUAUUUAUUCGGAUACAAUGCAUGGCAUUUUAGGCGGGAUAUGUAAAAAUUAUGAUUAUUCAUCUGAUAUAGAAUCAAACACGGAUAAUGAGAAUUUAAACAUUGAAGAGACGGGAAGUAAAAGUUUUAAUGGCAAAGGUAUAAAUAUCGAGAGGAAUGAUAGUAGUGAGGAAUCUAGUGAUAAUGAUAGUAAAGACUCGAGUGAUGCCGAAAUAGAUUCCAGUGAAGAUUCUGAUAGUGACAGGUCGGACUCUAGUGAGGAUACUGAUGAUAAUUCGGUGGAAAGUUCAGAAUUGGUGGAUAUAUCAAAUGGAAAUAUAAACGUUGAAAUGAGCAUAGACCCAGAGACGGAUUCAGUUUUGGAAGAUGAUGGUUUUGGAAUCGAUGAUCCGAUACCCGAGUUGAAUGAAGAAGAUGGGUUACACUCGGAACAAUUAGAAUUACUUGAAAAGUCAGAAAAAAUUCGAGAAUUUUUAAAGGACGAUUAUUUAAGAGAGAUAAUACUGGAGAUUGAUCAUUCUGCAAGAAAUGAUGAUCGCAAUGUUGAAACAUUAUUGGAUAAUAGAAGGAAAAAUGAUGAAAUGUUUAAUAAUUUUACUGAAGAGAUAUUGAAUUUAAUAUAUGGACCCCCUAAAAUGAACUUUUAA